Molecule: messenger RNA, 1671 nt
Organism: Budorcas taxicolor (takin)
Lineage: Eukaryota; Metazoa; Chordata; Mammalia; Artiodactyla; Bovidae
Gene: PTPN5
Product: protein tyrosine phosphatase non-receptor type 5
Exons: 14
Coding region: 1-1671 (556 amino acids)
Biological process (GO): protein dephosphorylation
Molecular function (GO): protein tyrosine phosphatase activity
Source: RefSeq, a predicted model, not a curated record
AUGGCGAGAGAGAACCACACUGCUGAUGACUCCGAGGGAGGGGCCCUGGACAUGUGCUGCAGCGAGAGGCUGCCCGGUGUCCGCCAGCCGGUAGGGAUGGAGGCGCUGGACCAGGCCGAGGGGCCCGCGGCCUCACAGAGAGAGAUGCCACCACCCCCACCUGCUUCUCCGCCCUUGGAGCCAGCUCAGAAGCCGCCACCUCGAGGCGCUGGGAGCCACUCCCUCACCGCCAGAAGCAGCCUGUGCCUGUUGGCUGCCUCCCAGUUCCUGCUCGCCUGUGGGAUGCUCUGGCUCAGCGGCUUUGGCCCCAUCUGGACACAGAACACCACAGACGUCGUCUCCUCUGCGCUCACGUUCCUGGAGCGGCUGGGACCCGCGGCCUGGCUGGGCACUGGGACCUGGGACAUCCCCAGUCUGCUGCUGGUCUCUCUCUGUGUGAUCCUCGUCACCACCCUGGUGUGGCUCCUCCUGAGGACUCCCCCAGAGCCACCCAGCCCGCUGCCCCCCGAGGACAGGCGCCAAUCAGUAAGCCGUCAGCCUUCCUUCACCUACUCGGAGUGGAUGGAGGAGAAAGUCGAGGAUGACUUCCUGGAUCUGGACCCCGUCCCCGAGACCCCUGUGUUUGACUGCGUGAUGGACAUCAAGCUGGAGGCUGACCCCACCUCCCUGACUGUCAAAGCCAUGGGUCUGCAGGAGAGGAGGGGCUCCAAUGUCUCCCUGACCCUGGACAUGUGCACGCCGGGCUGCAACGAGGAAGGCUUCGGCUAUCUCAUGUCCCCCCGUGAGGAGUCAGCCCGAGAGUACCUACUCAGCGCCUCCCGCGUGCUCCAGGCCGAAGAGCUUCACGAGAAGGCCCUGGACCCCUUCCUGCUGCAGGCAGAAUUCUUUGAAAUCCCCAUGAAUUUUGUGGAUCCGAAAGAAUAUGACAUCCCUGGGCUGGUGCGGAAGAACCGAUAUAAAACCAUCCUUCCCAACCCUCACAGCAGAGUGUGUCUGACCUCACCAGACCCUGACGACCCUCUGAGUUCCUACAUCAACGCCAACUACAUUCGGGGCUAUGGUGGGGAAGAGAAGGUGUACAUCGCCACUCAGGGACCCAUCGUCAGCACGGUCGGCGACUUCUGGCGUAUGGUGUGGCAGGAGCACACGCCCAUCAUUGUCAUGAUCACCAACAUCGAGGAGAUGAACGAGAAGUGCACCGAGUAUUGGCCGGAGGAGCAGGUGGUAUACGAUGGCGUGGAGAUCACCGUGCGGAAAGUCAUCCACACUGAGGAUUACCGGCUUCGGCUCAUUGCCCUCAGGAGCGGGACAGAAGAGCGAGGCCUGAAGCAUUACUGGUUCACGUCCUGGCCCGACCAGAAGACCCCAGACCGCGCGCCCCCACUCCUGCACCUGGUGCGGGAGGUGGAGGAGGCGGCCCAGCAGGAGGGGCCCCGCUGCGCCCCCAUCGUGGUGCACUGCAGCGCAGGGAUUGGGAGGACCGGCUGCUUCAUCGCCACCAGCAUCUGCUGCCAGCAGCUGCGGCACGAGGGCGUGGUGGACAUCCUGAAGACCACAUGCCAGCUCCGUCAGGACAGGGGCGGUAUGAUCCAGACGUGCGAGCAGUACCAGUUCGUGCACCACGUCAUGAGCCUCUACGAGAAGCAGCUGUCCCGCCAGUCCCCGGAGUGA